Molecule: messenger RNA, 1014 nt
Organism: Striga hermonthica
Lineage: Eukaryota; Viridiplantae; Streptophyta; Magnoliopsida; Lamiales; Orobanchaceae
Source: the annotation of a GenBank genome assembly
AUGGAGAAAACCGGACAACCAAGUGGAAAGCGCCUAAAGCAUUCGGAUGGAGAGCAAAACAUGGCUUCGAUCGAUAGGCUCAGCAGCUUGCCGGAUGUCGUCAUAUGCCACAUUCUCUCUUUUCUUGAGACAAAGCCCUCAGUGGCAACAAGUGUUCUCGGAAAAAGAUGGAGGUUUCUAUGGGCCCAUGUACCCUGUUUGGACUUCAGCUGGGAAGAUUUCAGGGAAGAAACACAAGCCUCGGACAUCAUCCACAGAGUUAUAUUGCGGCACAAGGCAAAAAAAUUGGAUACUUUAACACUCUAUCAGGUCAAAUUCAACGAGUAUCAACUGGAGACAUUGAUUACAACCGCCAUAGACCGUAGUAUCCAGAAUGUUUAUCUUGAACUUAGCUUCGAUAAAUUCCCUCGAUACCUCAAAAACUGCAAAACCCUUGUCGACUUGAAGAUUGAUAACGGAUGCACUUCACUCUCUGCUGUGGACAAUGUGUCUUUGCCUAGCCUCAAGAAGCUUUAUGUUUUUAAUCUUAUAUGCGAGAACGAUGAUGUGCUUCCCCACUUUCUUUCCGGCUGUCCGUCGCUAGAAGAGUUGAAUUUGGCAUUCGAGUUUGUGGAAGAAAAUGUAUAUGUGGGCUGCAUAAAUAUAUCAUCACCCACAAUAAAGAUUCUUGAGCUCAAUAUGGGAAUGCAUGCCCUUCAAUGUAGGAUGAUAAUAAAUUCCCCGGCUCUUAGGUAUCUCCAAGUGGAUGGCUGUGACUUGCAGUGUAUAACGAUUCCUAUAACCAUGAUCUCCUUAGUUGAGGCGGAUAUCCAUUUCGAUAAUUAUUUGUUCUCAAAAAAAAAUCGCAAACGGAAGUACUCUUCCACGGUGGUGAAGUUUCUUCAUUCUCUGUGUUAUGUAAAGUGCCUAAAGAUAUCAGGUUGGAGAUUUAAGGAGGUAUGUUUUGAUUCUUCAAUCACUUGGGCCUCCCUUCUGUCAAUCGUUUUUCGACUUUGUUGUUAUACCUAUGCUUAA